AUGGCUAGUCCUUCCAGUUAUUUGUCUUCUAUCCCAAUUCUUACUGGGGAUAACUUUCAGCAAUGGGUGAAAGAUUUGGAAUUGCAUUUCGGUCUCCUAAACUUAGACUUGACACUUAGGGAGCCUAAACCUAAUGCUCUCACAGACAAAAGCACCACUAAGGAGAAAACCAAGUUUAAAAAAUGGGAUAAUGCAAAUAGAAAAUUCAUAUUAUUUGUAAAGAAGGCAGUUCCUGAGACCAUACGUGAGAAUGUAGAAGUCAAAGACACUACCGUAGAGUUCCUGAAUGCUGUAAAGGCUAGGUUUGAACUUAACACAAAGGCUUAA
Messenger RNA from Telopea speciosissima, 327 nucleotides. RefSeq lists its product as uncharacterized. The coding region runs from base 1 to 327 and encodes 108 amino acids. NCBI's taxonomy places the organism in Eukaryota, Viridiplantae, Streptophyta, Magnoliopsida, Proteales, Proteaceae. The record is from RefSeq and is a predicted model, not a curated record. The transcript has a single exon.